ACACAUUAAAGUCGAAUGGAAGACACUUGGUACAUGGGUCAUAACCUAUAAAAGGCAUGCGCUAUAUAUUUGUACAUACGGCUUCUUUCUGUUGUUAACUGCUUAAACUUCUUAUUCGUGAAUUGGUAUUUCAUUUUUAUAUGUCAAUUAAUUUAUUUUCUAUAAUAACGUCUUUUUUAUAUACUAUAUUAAUUACGAGUUUCUAACGUGUACGAAGUUCUUCAUCAGGUUAUUUUGAUCUGCGAUUUGAAAAAUGGCAAAUGCAGAAUCUUUCGCAGAAGUAACGGAUGUUGUACAAAUUUUACGACAAUGGGAAGAAGAACAUACAUCACCUACAUAUGAUCCAAUUCCAACGCUUCAAAGGUUAGCUGAGAUCAUAGAGCUUGAAACAGAAAAUUAUCUAAAAAUGGAUCCAGAUCCUUUUGAUGAAAGACAUCCAUCACGUACUGAUCCAGAAUGUAAUUUUGGACAUAUUCUUAAAGUUCUUUUUAGAAAAGAUAAUUUUAUGACGAAGUUGAUAAAUGAUUACCUAAGAGACACAUAUUGGUCGCGAGCUGGUAUCACAGGCAGAGAUGUUAGAAAACUAAAUAUUGCUGCUUGUCGUCUCAUGUUAGAUAUACUCCCAGGGUUAGAAACUUCGGCAGUAUUUCAACCAGAUAUGGAAGGUCUUAUACACAGAUUAUUUUCUUGGGCAGAAAAGAGUAUAGAACCUUUGCAAAGUUAUGCAACUGGUCUUCUAGCUGCUGCAAUGGAAGUACAAGAUAUUGCUACUGGAUUUAGAGAACAAAAUGGUAAAAUGGUGCCAUUAAUGUUACAACGACUACAUAAAUUGCAAGAAAAAGCGCAAAAAGAUAGACAACUAGCAUCUAAUGCACGUCCAUUUGCACAUUUUGCCCAAGAUACAAAUGACACAUGUGAUUCCGAGAAUAAAGGGGUUCCUGGAAAACGAAAAGUUCGUGAAAAAAAAGAAAAUGGAAUUCUGAAAAAUUCAUCACAAGACAUACACUUUUCUGAUGAAGAAGUUGGUGAUCAACAGUCUAAUGAGAUGCCACCUGUUAAAAAAUUGAAAAAUGAUUCUGAUUGUGAAAUAAUUUCACCUACAAAAAAUAAUGAUAAUUCGUAUCCGGAAAUUAUGUCUCCCCCACAAACUAUUCCUAAAGUUACUAAUAAUUCUGUUAAUUUACAAAUAACACCAUCAAACAAACAAAGUGGCCAACAAAGUACACGUUCAACAAAUAUAAAGUCAGCUAAACCUGCUUUACAAAAAUCUCCAAAUUUAUCUCAGACAAAUAAUACACCUUCUAUGUUAUUAGAAGGUAAUUCUAAUUCAUCUUGGGCAGAAAUGGAAUCUUAUGUUAUUGGUAAUAUUCAAAUGCAUCCACCAACUUUAGCUACACGUCAAAUGCUUAUUUUAAGAUAUCUUACACCAAUGGGAGAAUAUCAAGAAUUCUUAGGUCAUGUUUUUGAACAGAAUGCACUUGAUUUAAUAUUGAAAUAUAUAAAUGUUCGUGAAACAAAAGAUAGCCGACUUGCUUUUGAAGCAUUGAAAUAUUUGGCAUCAUUAUUAUGUCAUAAAAAAUUUUCAAUUGAAUUUUUAAAUGUUGGAGGAUUGCAAAAAUUAUUAGAUGUUCCAAGACCAAGUGUUGCUGCAACAGGCGUAUCAAUAUGUCUUUAUUAUUUAGCAUACUGUGAAGAUGCAAUGGAAAGAGUCUGUUUACUGCCAAAACACAUAAUUUCUGACCUAGUCACAUAUGCUCUUUGGCUGUUAGAAAGAAGUCAUGAUUCAGGACGCUGUCAUGCAACAAUGUUCUUUGGUUUCUCUUUUCCAUUUAAAGUUAUACUCGAAGAAUUUGAUGCACAAGAUGGUCUGAGAAAAUUAUUUAAUGUGAUAUCAACUUUACCUAUUUUGAAUAUUGAAGAAGAACCAGCUUUAAAUGAUGAUGAAGAAUGUGCAUCACGGCAAAUUGUAAGGCAUGUAGCUGUUGCAUUAAAGCGAUAUAUGGAAGCACAUUUACAUUUAAAGGCUGAACAAUUGCAAAGAGUGGAAAAUGUAAGAGCAGAACGAGAUACUUGGCAGCCCUCUCUACCUCCCUAUAAGGCUUGUAAACUGACUAGUGAAGAAGUGCAAGCAAAAGUAGAAAUCUUGCAGGAAUUAAUGUCAAUAAGAGCUGUAUGGCCACCAGUAGAAGAACUCCAUCGUUUAGGAGGCAUUACACUUUUAUUACAAAUCAUUGCAUUUGCUCGAGAAUGGAACUACAGUGGGCGAGUUCAUUCAACAUCAAGCGCAGAAACAGUUCGUUCUUGUUUGGAUGUGAUUGCAAUUUGUUCAGUAGUUCCUAAAGUAAUGCUAUUACUUUGUGAAAGAGUUGAUAUGCCAGAUAUGUCAAUGACUAUGGCAAUCAAUCUUCUUCUAGCUGCUGCAGAAUGUGAAAUAAUUGCAGAUGCAGAUGUACAAAGAGCAGCACUUAGAGCUGUUGUUAAUUGUGUCUGUGCACCUAUAAAUAGGGUUGGUGGAAAUGUAGCUAGGUAUUCUGUAACUGGUUCAGCCAAAAAAAAGACUAAUAUUCAUAAUAGUGAAGAACUUAUACAAAAAAUUUGGGAAAGUGUAAGAUCUAAUAAUGGUAUAAUGGUUUUACUUCAAUUAAUGAUGGUAAAAACACCAAUCACGGAUGCUGAUAGUAUACGAGCAUUGGCUUGUCGAGCACUUGCUGGUCUAGCAAGAAGUGAAAAAGUUAGACAAAUUAUUAGUAAAUUACCAAUGUUUACAGAUGGUCAAAUACAAGCACUUAUGAAGGAUCCAAUUUUACAAGAAAAGAGGCAAGAACAUGUCAUGUUUCAAAAAUAUGCACUUGAAUUGAUGGAAAGAGUAUCAGGUAAAGCAAAGCCUACAGGUGCUGAAUAUGAAAUCUCUUUAGUCAGCUUACAUAGAGCAAAUGUUGUUGCCCAAACAAGAAUUCAAUACAAUGAACAACAGCUCAAUCAAUUAAUAUAUCAACAUCUUGUGUCAAAAGGUUUAAGUGAUACUGCUUCAACAUUAUACAGAGAAGCCAAUCUAGAUUCACCAGCUGUUAUGAAACCAUUAACAAAUUAUCAACCAUUUACUUAUAGGAGUCCUGCAAAUGUAGGAAUGAGAAAUGGAUUUUCUCCUGGUGCUCCUGUUAAUUUGUAUAAUACAAGCAGAUGUAAUCAAAGAGAAACUAAUUGUAGAAAUACUACUCCUUCGUCUUCUACUCGUUUUAUUUCUCAUUCUGCUUCCUGUACCAGUUCAUCAUCUAGUAAUAGUGGAAUUCGAGUAAAACUAGCUGAUACUCUUAAUCAAAAUGCCACUAAUAAUAUUAAUCAACCAAUUAAGUUACAGAUUAAUCAGAAGAAAUCAGUACAAAAUGACAGGCCACCAUUUCUACCAGUAAACAGUCAAUCCUCAUUACAAUUACAAUCAAGUAGUUGUAGGUCAUUACAAAAACAAAUUUCUAGAGAUCCUGGGGGUGGAGGAAUUACUGGAGUUGCUACUUCCAAUCUAUCUACAAUUACUCUUGAUUCAAUUAUAACAGAAUACUUAACUAAUCAACAUGCUCUCUGUAAAAAUCCUAUGGUUACGUGUCCUCAAUUUAAUCUUUUUGAGCCUCAUAAGUGCCCAGAUCCAUGUACAAAGAAUUCCACACCUACAAAUGUAACUGUAAGACUAACAAGAAGAGCACUAGGAAUGGACGGUAGACGAUUAGAUAGAAGGUAUAUAUAUAGUCGUUUCUGUCCUGUGAAAACCUUUCGUCCAACUGAUAUUGAUGGGACGUUUACUUGUUGUAUUUUUACGCCUUGUCAACAAUACCUCAUGUUAGGCACAUAUAAUGGAGAUGUGAAAAUGUUCAAUGCUCAUACAGGAGUAGAGGAAGCGACAUAUCAGUGCUAUGAAUCAUAUGUAUAUCAUAUGGAAUGCAAUCAACGAGGUAAUCUAUUGUUAACAUCAACUGCUUGGAGAAGUCCUAUGUCAGCUCUUUGGAGUAUUGGAGCAUUCUUUGACAUGAAGUUAUCUUUAGAAAAUGAAGAUUAUGUGGAAUUUGGAAAGAUGCAAGAUAGAAUAAUUGGUACACAAGGAGAAAGUGCUACUAUAUACGAUAUAGCAACUGGUAAACUUCUAAUGACAUUAACACCUUCUAUUUCCAAUCAAUAUACAAAAAAUCGGGCAACAUUUAGUAUGAACGAUGAAUUGGUCUUAAGUGAUGGAAUAUUAUGGGAUGUCAAUUCUGGUAAAGAAAUACAUAAAUUUGAUAAACUUAAUCAAACUUUAAAUGGAGUAUUUCAUCCCAAUGGUACAGAAGUAGUAUCAAAUACAGAAGUAUGGGAUUUACGUACAUUUCAUCUUCUUAAAACUGUCCCUACACUUGAUCAAAUGGAAGUUAUCUUUUCACCUGUUAAUAAUAUCAUAUAUGCAGUAUCAUUAGAUCAAGAAAGUGAAGACGAAUCACAUUAUGUAACAUCGUUCAAAACAUUAGAUGCGUUAGAUUAUAGCAACAUUGCAACAUGUGAUGUAAAAAGAGGAGUUUACGAUUUAGCAUGCAAUAAAUUUGAUACACAAAUUGCUAUAGUUGAAAAUUUGGGAGAAUUUGAUAGUAUACAAGAAUCCUGUGUCAGAUUAUAUGAUGUUGGAAGGCGAAGGGACGAUGAAGAUGAAGCUGAAGAAGAUGAUGAUGAUGAUGAUCUUGAUGCUAGUGAUGAUGAUGGAUCAAAUUCUGCAUCUGAUGAUAACAAUGCAGAUGAUGGUGAUAAUGCUGAUGCAGCAGCUGAAGAAAAUGGAGAAGAUAAUGAACAAAAUGACAGAGAAGAUAAUGAAGAUGAUGAGGAUGAAGAUGAAGAUGGUGCAAAUGGUGAUGAUUCAGCAGAUGAUAGUCCAGAUUAUGAGCCCAGUCUUGAUAUCAAUGAUCUCUCGGAUGAUAUUUCAUUAUCGGACAUGGAUGAUUUUGAAAUUUUAUUUUCAUGAACAUUAUUACCAAGGAUCUGUUCAUUCCGGAUCAAAAGAUUUUUUGAUGCAUUCUUACAUGAAAUGAAAGUAAAAAUAUACUAUGAUUGCUCUAUAACUCUAUAUCAUUGAGUUAUAAUUGAUGUAGUCAUACUUAAUUGAAGUAUGAUAUAUAGAUCUCUUAAGAAUCUAUAUGAUGAAUGAGGAAAUGAACUGUAACUGUUAACACGAAUUUUUUAUUGUGCGAUAAUUACAGGGACUUGUGUUCAAGCUUAAAAGAAAUCAUUAUUUUCGUUCUAUCGCUUUUGGUUCGCCAGUAAGAAAAUCUGUUGACAGAAAAAAUAGAGAGAAACUUAAAACAGAGUAGCCAAGGAUAUGUGAAAUGAGUAAUUUUAUAAAAACGGCAUUUCCAUUUUAUUAACGCCAUUAUUGUAAGUCGUUAAUCAUUAAAAUGUUCAUACUGAAAGUUAAUAAGAUCCAUAUUACCACUGUAUAAAGUAUCAAAAAAAAAAAAUAUAUGUUAAAGUUAUGGAAUUUACAAGAAAUAUAAGUUUAACGAACUUUGGA
Vespula vulgaris is the source of this 5521-nucleotide messenger RNA. RefSeq names its product protein mahjong (gene mahj). Bases 254 to 4975 code for a protein of 1573 amino acids. Gene Ontology annotation, biological process: protein ubiquitination. Gene Ontology annotation, molecular function: protein binding. Lineage: Eukaryota; Metazoa; Arthropoda; Insecta; Hymenoptera; Vespidae. The transcript is spliced from 16 exons. Gene Ontology annotation, cellular component: nucleus; Cul4-RING E3 ubiquitin ligase complex. The record is from RefSeq and is a predicted model, not a curated record.